CCCAGAUAAAGGAAUAUUUAUUAUCCAAAGUGAAGACUUCAACCUUUGCAUUAAAGCAGAUACAUCCAGACUUGUUCUUGAAGACUGCAAUCAACGUUCCAACUAUAUGUUGUGGAAAUGGGUCUCUAAUCGUCAUCUUUACAAUGUAGGCACAAGCACUUGCCUAGGACUCAACUUCAGUAAGCAAGAGCAACCAUUAAGUAUGUUUGAAUGUGAUUCUACUCAGCAUUCGUUAUGGUGGAACUGUAAUGGAAAGGUGGUGGUUGGUGCAUCACAGUACCACUUAUCUGCUGAAAACGGCAAUCAUAUUGUGGCAAAAAGAAUGUCUAACCAUAAGUGGAAGCAGUACACAUCCGAUGAUGAAGAUCUUUGUGAGCAUCCAUUUGAAGAAACAUAUACCCUGUUGGGAAAUUCUCUUGGUCUUCCUUGCAUUUUUCCAUUUCAGUACAACAAGAAGUGGUAUUAUGAAUGUACCAGGGAUGGAAGGGAAUUUCACUGGUGUGCCACCACAAGUCGGUAUGAACGAGAUGAAAAAUGGGGGUUUUGCACAAAUUCUGAGACUGGCUGUGACACUUUUUGGCAGAAGAAACAAGACACACACAUUUGUUACCAGUUCAAUAUUUUUUCUGUUCUUCCUUGGAAUGAGGCACGUGCUGCAUGUCAGACACAAGGAGGAGAUUUGCUAAGUAUCACAGACAUGGAAGAACAGAAGUACAUAAGUGACCAAAGUGAGAAGUUAAACAUUACUGAAAUUAUGCUAUGGACAGGCCUGAAUCAACUGGAUGCAGCUGCUGGCUGGCAGUGGUCAGAUGGAGCACCAUUGGCAUUUGUGAACUGGAGACCAAGCUCUGCUGAGGAUUCAUUUAGAGAAAAUCACUGCAUGGCACUUAAUCCACAGAUGCAGUAUAGCUGGCAAAAUAAAAUAUGUGAAUCUGGAUUUCCUUUUAUAUGCAAAAAAAAUUUAAAUAGUACAGAGCAUAAAACAUUUGAAGAUUCAUGGAAGUAUUAUCCUACCCGCUGUGACACUGAUUGGUAUCCUUAUAACCGCAACUGCUAUAAACUUCAUAAAGAGGAAAAGAGUUGGAAUGAUGCAGUACUGUCUUGCCAAAAUGAUAAUAGCAAGCUCAUUAGAAUAACUUCCUUGGCAGAUGUUGAGUUACUUGUUAACCUUCUUGAAGUUGAAAAUGUAACUGAGAUAUGGAUUGGCCUGAGCAGCAACAAAACCCCAAUUGUUUUUGAAUGGUCUGAUGGCUCCUUGGUAACCUUCACCUCAUGGCACCAAGAAGAACCUAAUAUUUUUCAAAGAACAGCUCCAUUUUGUGUUUCAGCACAAGAAGUUGAUGGACACUGGAAAAUUAAAAAUUGUGAAGACAGAUUAUUUUACUUAUGUCAAAAAGCAGGCAAGUUUGAAAAUGUCACUUCUGAGAAGGAAUCGGGGUGUCUAGAGGGAUGGGAAAGACAUGGUGGAUUUUGUUAUAAAAUCGACAAUACCCCACGAAGUUUUGAACAUGCUUCCAGUGGUUAUUACUGCCCGCCUGCACUUCUAACAGUAAAAAACAGGUUUGAACAAGCUUUUAUCAACAGUAUAAUCUGUGGAAUGGUGAAAACUGAGGAAACUUAUUUUUGGAUAGGACUACAAGACCUUAACAAUACUGGAGAAUACUCUUGGCUAAUGACAGAUGGAAAGUAUCAGCCUGUGAGCUAUACAAACUGGAACAAGUAUCAGCCACGCCAUUCUGGACAGUGUGUUGUUAUUCGAGGAGGGCAAUCUCUUGGAUUUUGGGAUGUGAAAAGCUGCAAAAGCUUCAAAGCUAUGUCACUGUGUAAGCAGAAAAUCAAAUCAUACGAAGAAACCGAGCCUAAGUAUGGAAGGCCUGUCACUUCUUGUUACUUUGGAUGGGAAUCAAAUUCUAAUCUGCUCAACUGCUACAAGAUAUUUCACAGUGAAAAAGUCCUGAAGAAAAGAACAUGGGGUGAAUCAGAAGCAUUAUGCCAAGAUUUUGGAGCACACCUUGCCAGUUUUACCCAUGUCUACGAAGAGGAAUUUUUGAAUAAUUUAUUAAGCAUGAUAUUUGAUCGGGCUGAAGAAAGACAGUUCUGGAUUGGAUUUAAUAAAAGAAAUCCGUUGUCUGGAGGAUCAUGGCAGUGGUCUGAUGGAACUCCUGUUGUAUCUGCAUUUUUGGAGAACAAAUAUUUUGAGGAUGAUUCAAGAAAUUGUGCUGCAUACAAAGCAAAUAAAACAGUUUUGCCAGUAAAUUGCAAUGAACAGCGUGAAUGGAUAUGCAAAAUACCAAAAGGCAUUAGACCAAAGAGUCCAGAGUGGUACAUACAUGAACCAUCAUGGUUUUAUUAUCAAGGAGCAGAAUACCUUUUUCAUGAAAGUCCCUCAGAAUGGGCCGCUUUUGAGUUUGUCUGUGGGUGGCUUCAUAGUGGAAUAGUGUCAAUACAUUCCUCUGAAGAACAAGAGUUUAUUCAUCAGAAAAUUAAAAAGCUGUCAAGUAGUGAUGAUGCUCAUUGGUGGAUUGGACUAGGCUCAGAAGCUCCUAGUGAUAGAUUUCGCUGGAGAAAUGGGUUACCAGUAACAUAUCAGAAUUGGAACAAAAUGAGAGACGAAUCUGUGCAUACACAAGAAGGAAGAUGUGUCUUCAUGUCAUCGCAGACAGGACUCUGGGGGUAUGAAAACUGUACUGUUUCUCUUCCUUGUAUUUGUAAGCGUAAAACUGUAUGGAAAAUAGAAAGAGAAAUUCCAAAAGAUCAGAACCAGCAAGGAACGUGUCCCAAAGGUUGGCUGCACUUUGGAACCAAGUGCUUUUUAAUACAAAUUCCAAAGGAUCCAAGUCAGCUCAGAAGUUGGUAUUCUGCCCAGGAAUUCUGCAGUAAAUCUGAUGGGUCACUCGCUUCUAUUGGAAAUGAAAUGGAGCAAGCUUUUAUAACAAUGAAUCUGUUUAGACAUAAGACUAAUGUUUGGAUAGGUCUGAAGGGUGAUGAUUAUAUGAAAAUGAAGACAGAAAAAUCUGAAGCAUACUCCAACUGGUCUCCAGUUGAAGUAAUCCAUGGCCAUCAUUUUAAGAUAUCUAAUAUCCAAGAAGAUGAAUUGUGUACUUUGGUAUCAAAUAACCCUAAUUUUUAUUUCACGGGAAAAUGGUACUUAGAAAGUUGUGAGAAAACUAAUGGUUUUAUCUGUCAGAAGACUCAAGAUAAAUCCAGACGUUCUAUAAAUGGAUCUGAGAUGUACCCAAUACCUGGCACUUUAGAAUAUGGAAACAAAACAUACAUACUAAUAUAUGAGAAUUUGACUUGGUAUGAUGCUUUAAAAUCUUGCAUGGCAAAAGGAGCUGAAUUGGUCAGCAUUACAGAUCAUUAUCACCAAGCCUUCCUCAGUGUCGUUAUAAACCGACUAGGAUAUCCCCACUGGAUUGGACUAUUUACCUCAGAUAGUGGACUUAACUUUAAAUGGUCAGAUGGAACUAAGUCUUUCUUUUCCUUCUGGAGAGAGGAGGAGUCCCAGUCUUUUGGCAGCUGUGUUUUUGUUGAUAUUAAUGGGCACUGGGAAAGUGCUAACUGUGAAAGACGUCUACAAGGAGCCAUUUGUCAUGUGCCAAAUAAAAAGAAAAUAAUUGAAUACAAAGGCCUUUGUUCAGAAAAAACUGUCCCCUGGUUAAAAUUUAAAAACAAUUGCUAUAGCUUUUCCACGGUUUUCAAGAGUACAAGUUUUGAUACAGCAUAUGAAUCCUGUAAAAAGCAAGGAUCAAAUCUUUUAACUAUUAAAGAUGAAGAUGAAAAUGCCUUUCUUCUAGAGGAACUGCACACUUAUGGUUCUUCUGUCCAAAUGAUUUGGUUGAACAUUCUCUUUGUAAAAGACAAUGACACGGUUGCAUGGUUUGAUGGUUCUCCUCUAAAUUAUUCAAACUGGGGCAUCAGGGAGCCUGAACUAAGUCAUCUCAAAGGCAAUUUUUGCAUUGCUUUGAGGACCAGAGAUGGAGUAUGGCAGUUAACUUCCUGCAAAGAGAAUAAGGGAUUUGUAUGUAAAAUGGAUACAGAUAUUGAUGAAACAGAGCUAACUGUGAAACCAUCAUACCGUGGAACUGUAGCUCUCGUCAUAAUAGUAAUACUGGUGAUGGUGGCCGCUGUUCUAUUUGUAUUGUACAAAAAGAAAAAUAGUCUCUUCAGUAGAAUAUUGUGGGCCAGAAAUGCCUAUUAUUUUCAAAAUAUAUCGGAAGGUCCUACUUUGGAAGAAAGCAUCCUCAUUUCUGAUCUUGAGAAAAAUAAUGAUUAUUAAUUGUUCCAGAAGGAACAUAUCAAUUGAAUUUAAUGUUGAUGAUACAAAGAAGCUCUACAGUUUAGUUCAUUUUAUGAACUGGUUGCCACUGAGGACCAGAUCGUCCUCCAUCUUUUUUGCAAGGGACAAGCUAAAGAGUGGGAAAUUUCCACUUAAAUUGCCAACAGCAGUCAAAAGGAGGGGGGCUGGAGCCAAAACAGCAAUGUGUUACCCUUUUUCUGCCCCCAUGGAAGCUUCUUCUUGUGAAUUCUGUGCAGAAGCACUUCUGCAGAUGGGACAAGAAUGGCAGAGAGGCUGUGAAACCUCAGAACAUCCACUCUAUGCAAAUUCAUCCCAUCAGCAUUGACUCUGGUGGGAGGGUUGUGCCCCACUGCUGGAAACCUGCUUGGACGGUGGAUUUUUCUAGUCAAAACAGGCUUUUUUAAAAGGUAGGCUACCCUAGUUCGUAGCUCAGAAGUCAUCAUUCUCUGUGAUGGUGCAAAAAAUAAAAUGUUUGCUGCCACGUCUUUUUACAGAUUUCAAGUAUAAAGGGUUCAAUACUGUCAUGAUUAAAGUCAGUAGUGAAUCUGCCAUUAGCAUCAGUGGCAGAGGACCAGGCCUGGCCUGGCCUGUUCUAAUUUGAUUUUGACUCAAUACAGCGGUGCUAAGUAAAUAGUUCUAAGAAUAUCAGAGACUCCAGCCCCUAUGGGGAAAAAAAUCUUAAAAAUCAUAACACCACCACAGAUUAUAGAAACUGCUGCAGGAGUCAAUGCUGCAUAAACCCUCUGGCUCAAAGGCAGCAAAGGUUUUUAUUUCCUGAACUUUAUAUUUUCAAUAGCUUUUUUAUUUCCGUUUACGCAAGAAGUAGACUCUGCCCAUAGUUUAUAUGAAAUUCUUGUCCUGAAUUCAGGAACCCGAAAACAUUCUGAUAUUAUAAAAGCCUAAGUCUGUCUGUCUGUCUGCCCGUAAUUCUUUAUUCGCACUCUAAUUGGCUGUCUCAGAGUGCCUUACACAGACAGAGAAAGACAGUGAAGUGCUGCCAUGACAGUGGGGACUGAGGGACCAAAGGGGAGGGUGGCGAGGCCAGCAGAGCUGCUGGCCUCGCCCCCCUCCCCUGCUCCUUGGAGGCAUAGGGAGACAAUGAGGACUGGAGUACCACCAUGAUGGAGCAGGGGCCAAGGCCAGCAGUGCUGGCCUCACCCCCCUGGGUCUGCUUCUUGGAGCCAGGAGCUGGCGCCCCCCCCCCCAACAGCCAGCAGGGCAGGGAGGUGGCGGGGAACAGGGGAGGGAGUAGAGAAGGAAGGGACGGGAGUUACUGGUGACUGCACCCCACUGCCACCACGAACACCACCAUGGUCAUGGGCCUCAGCCCCAGCCCGAAGCAGCAGGGGGAGGCGAGGAGCAGCCCUGGCCCCCAGCCCGAAGUGACAGCGGGAGGCGGGGAAUGGGCCAGGUCCCAGCCCCUGCCCAAAGUGGUGGGGGGAGAGGGAAACGGCCCCAGCCCGAGGUGGGGUGGAGGUAAGGGACGCAGGCUUCUGUCCCCACCCGCCCCACCCCCCGUUUUUAUUGACAGGCAGUUGGCUAGUAAUCACAUAAUUGCCAGAAUAGCUAGAUCGUUGCUAACACCGGAGUCCCCUUUAUGGAUUUCGUACAGGUGGAGAAAGGUAGCCAUUCUAGAUUUGCUUUGUUGUCUAGUUUGUGUAAGUAUCUUUGCCAGAUUCCAACCAAAUUAGAAAGUACUUUAUAUUUUCAAAAAUAAAUUUAAAGGGAAAAAGUAGAGAUGUCAGAAUUGACCAAUUUAACUUAUUAUUCCUACCUCAUUGCAAUAAAAUUAAAAGUUAAGAUUUAGAAUGGUUACUUUGACAUUUUAAAGAUGACAGAAUAACUGGAGUUGCUUGCAGUGUCCUGUUAAGGACAAAACUGUGAGGUGGCAUACCAUCAAAAAAUGGCUACUUUCUUUGAUUGCAUAUUUAGUCAAUAUCUAUAUGAAGAAAAUUAUUAUAAUCAGUGUUGCUAAAGCUCUAAUAACACAUUGCUUUGCUUCUCUUUUACAUAAGGAAUUACUUUUACACUCUUGAGACCAUGUCCUCAAAAGUUAAGUAGGAUAUGUAGCAAAUAUAUAUGUGUGUCUCCGAAAGAUGAUUGUUGUCUCUACCCAAAUGGUAAAUUAAUGAUUUAAUAGACUGUCACAUGGAGCUGAAGUUCUUUACUUUCCUUGUUCAUGGUAAAGUACUAACAAAGUGGUCUUCCAGUCAGAAAAAAUGUAUUAAAAAAUGGCUUGAGGCUACAUGUUUUCUCACAAAAUUUCAUUGGGAAGGUGUUCUGCAGCCUGGUGGUGGAACGCUGGUUUGGAAUGCAGAAUACCCGAGGUCAAGUUCCUGUUUUUCCUCAGUGAGAGUGAUCCGGAAUGAAAAUCUGCUCUGCUUCAUAUAGAGCGGGGCUUGAACCUAGAUCUUUACAUCCCAAACCAAGACCUUACCCACCAGGAACUAGAUGGAACAAAACUAAAUUUUCAAACCUCAUUGGUUGCCACAAAAUGAAAUGGCUGUCUUUUGGUCAGCUGUAGUCAUUUUAGCAAGUGUGAAUGCACCAAAUGAGAUGUCAAAGGGGGUGUCUGGACAUGCGUGGACAUUUGGUUCCCCCGGGACAACUAGCAGCGGUGCACCUUGCACUGCAGCAAUUUGUCUCCAGGGAAGGCCUGUGCCACACGUGCUUUGGCAUGCGGCAAGUUGCCCUGGGUUGGGUAGGGGAGGCCGCGGCCAGCACUGGGCUGGCCACAUGAGCCUUACCUGUGGUCCUGGGGGCCUCCCAAGGCUGCAGCCACAGCAAUUCUGCCUCACAGAGCCUGGCUGGCAGCAGAGCGCAGCUCCGAGUGGCCUGGCUCCGCUUUUAGCAGUGCGCGCGCAGCACACAUUUGGGCAGCACGCCCUUGCAGUGCAGAGAACACUGGACUGUGUGGUAUGUGGUGCUGCAAACAUGUUUGCAGUGCCACAUACCACACAACUGCGCUCGUCUGGACAUGCCCAAAGUACAUCAAAUACCUACCUCCACCCUUGUGAAUAGCUCUUCAUUUUUGAAAAAUGUGAAAAUCAAUAAAAAUGCUCAUAUCGGCCCUUCUGCAAGUGCCAAAACAUGAAGAUGCGUCUGUGACAAUCAAGCUGACAGACCAGCUCAGCUGGAACUUGCUUUAUAGUAUAUAUAUGCAGAAAAGGAUUACUUUGUUUUGAAUUUAUACUUGAAUGUAUCCGCGCAACCCAAGUUUUUUAGCAGUUGUAUUUAAAAAGCAUUAGAAAUUGAGCACAGUUAGGCUUUGGCACUCUUACCAUACACUAUUUGUGCCUGUUUACAGUUUAUAGCAUUUACAGAGAUAAAAAGAUUAGUCAAAGUGGUUUUGGAGAACACUGGCCCUAAUUUCAUGUAACUGUCACUUUCAUUAGUUUCUCUGGAGGUAACUAUUCCAGAUACUUACCUAGAUGAAAUGUUAAUUAAAUAUUUACAUAUUUUAUUAAUGGUUUUUCAUUCUCUUUGUUAGUCCUCAGCAGUGUUUACAAAGUUGGACCUUAGUCCAAAAAGAUUUGUGUGAUUGAUGCUAUGCUUGUGAGUAGUCCAGUGCGUUGGCAGAUUGGGAAUUUAGAAUACAGCAGUCAUAUCUUUACCUGGUAUAAAUUUCUAUGGCUCCACUGAGGACAGUUUUGCAAUCUGAAUUGACCUUUAAAGUUCAUAUAAGUAACCCUGCUGUAACCUUGUUGAAGUUUGUGGGACUAACUGCACAAGUAAAUAUUUGCAGAUAUGAAGCUAGAAUUUCAGCUGACAUAACUUCUCAGUGAAGCUAUGAUAAGUUACAGGAUGUGUUGUAAAUUUUAUUUGAGAUUCCCCUAAAAUCCUUCCUAUUCAGAUAUCCAUUGAAGGAAUCUGAAUUCAGCCAUCUAACUCAAGCAACACUUCCAAGACAUAGUAAUUGUCCUUGGGUUAAACAAGCUCUGAAGACACGUCAUUUACUAGCCUGGAGAGCUGUUGUCAAGUUAACAGGAUAUACCUCAGAAUUGCAUAUUUUUCUUUAAGGUGUUUUUGCCAAAUUUGCCUAGGUAUUUGUAACUUUCUUUCAAGCAGAUUGCAAAUGUUUUUAUAAUAUUUCUUUGAAAUGAACAUUUUCAUAUAAAUGUGCUAAAUUCAAAAUUGUGCAUGUUGACUUUGAUGUGAAUAACCUCAAAAUAAGAGGGAAAUUCAGAGAGUGUUCUCUUCAUUCUUUCUUUAGAGGUGCGAAGGGCUUGGCUCUUAAACCAUCCUUUAAAGCAGGUGUCAGUAGCCUUUCCAAGAGGCCUCGAAGUCUCUGCCCCUUCCCUGCUUCAAAUGGCUGGCUGCCAGAUUCCUCACCAGCAGGCUCCUCAGUGUAUGG
This is a messenger RNA of Alligator sinensis (Chinese alligator), 8654 nucleotides long. It is a transcript of the gene PLA2R1, whose product is annotated as phospholipase A2 receptor 1. Gene Ontology annotation, cellular component: signaling receptor complex; plasma membrane. Gene Ontology annotation, molecular function: signaling receptor activity. Lineage: Eukaryota; Metazoa; Chordata; Crocodylia; Alligatoridae. The record is from RefSeq and is a predicted model, not a curated record. Bases 107 to 4279 code for a protein of 1390 amino acids. The transcript is spliced from 29 exons.